AUGUCAGGUUCGAACGAUCUUGGUCAAUGGUAUAAGAGUAUACCUCCAAUAACUCGUGUUUGGUUUACAGCUUCUAUUGUUGUUCCUCUAGCUGUCGCAUUACACAUAGUUGACGCAGGUCAACUUUUGCUGUAUAUUUAUCCAAUUAUAAAACAUUUCGAAAUAUGGCGAUUACUCACAGCUGUACUUGUCCAUGGAUUAGGUUUGAAAUAUCUUGUGAAGCUAUAUUUCCUUUACGAGUAUAGUUCACGUCUGGAAACAAGUACAUUUAAUGAUAGGCCAGCUGAUUACGUAUUUUGUUUAACAUUUCUUUGGCUAUGUAAUAUCAUUGUUGGUUUGAUUCUUCCCAUGCCUGGAUUGAUGGUUAGUAUGGUUAUGUGUGUUGUUUAUAUUUGGUGUCAAUUAAAUAAAGAAGUAAUAAUGUCAUUUUUCUUCGGUACGCAAUUUAAAGCAAUGUAUAUGCCAUGGGUUAUUUUGUUAUUCAAUUGGAUUGUUAAUGGAUCAUUUCAAGAAGAUUUUUGUGGUAUUGUUAUUGGUCAUCUUUAUUAUUUUCUUGUUUUCAAAUAUCCACGAGAUUUUGAUGGCGUACGAUUAUUACAAACACCAAAGUUUCUGUAUCGUUAUUUCCCAAAUAAACGACGAAGUACAAGUGGUUUUGGUACGGCACCAAUAAAUCGCCAAGAAUCGGAAGACACUGAGAGUACUACCGUUCGUAAUCGACAAGUAUUCGGCGGUCGUGGUCACGUUCUUGGUACUCGUUAA
Adineta steineri is the source of this 762-nucleotide messenger RNA. Lineage: Eukaryota; Metazoa; Rotifera; Eurotatoria; Adinetida; Adinetidae. The record is from the annotation of a GenBank genome assembly.